GACCGAGCAGGUCAGUGGCGGCCAGCAGAGGAGCGUGAAGCCGAAGCGGGUCCGGAACCGCAGAACCACAAGCUGCUGGUUGGAGAGGAGCAGCAGAACCCAGAUGGGAGGGACUCUGGGAGCCUGGACUUCCUGUGGUACGGUGAUGAUGACCAUGAUGAAGACGUUCAGCCCGUGGUUCAGGCGACGCCGCGGUCCAGACCGAAACGGGAGGAUCUGACGGACCCAGACUACGAGAUAUCGCCAAGGUCAUUUCCAUCCCGGGUCCGACCUGAGAAGAGGAGAGCCAGUAAACCUCUGAGCUCCAUGACCCACCUGGACUUCCGGGUCCGGGUUCUGGACAACCCGGAGACCGAGGUGCUCUCCAACAUCGUGUUUCAGAAGAGUCCCAUUCAGAACCUGAGCUGUCCUCGGGAUCUGCCGGAGUCGGACUUCCUGGACCUGCUGCGGUCCUCCGUCCCUCAGCUGGCUGCAGGAGAACCGUUCGACCUGUUCAUAACCGACACCAGCAGGAAGCUGCACCCGCUGAGGGUCAGCGCGCUGACCCCUGAGGAGAUCCACAGAACCAUCAGAACCAGCGGGAACUCCGCCCUCUACGUCCGCCUGAAGACAGCAGUCAGUCCUCAGAGCAGCAGCAUCGACGUUCUUCAUCAGCUGGAUGAGGAGUUGAGCGUCAGCUCCGCAACGCCGUCCAGCGAUCAAACCGAGGAGAACCUGAGGUUGUCGUCUCCCGUCGAUCAGCCUCAGAGGAGGCGGCGAGGCCGACCGCGCGCCGGGGAGGCACCGGCUCACCACCUCCUCAGAGUCUGCGUGUUGGAGGGACACCAGUCAGACGCUCCCACAGAAAGUGAGCUGCAGACGUCGGCGGUGCAGGACCUGAAAUGUCCUCGAAGGAUGCAGGAGGCUGAGUUCUUGGACCUGCUGCGGCUCUCCUUCCCUCAGCUGGCCGGACACGACAAAAAGAUCCACAUGUACAAGUCCGACCGCCGCAGGAAGCUGCAGAAGCUCAACAUGAACAACCUGACGCCGGAGGAGAUCUACAGGAGCAUGAGGUCCACCGGGACCAAGAAUCCGUCCUCUACGUCAAACUGAAGACAGAAGGCGAGAUCCGUGAAAACGAGGAGCAGAACCUUCAGCUCAUAAAGGACGAACCUCAGCCCACUGACUGUGUGGUUCUGGAGG
This is a messenger RNA of Poeciliopsis prolifica (blackstripe livebearer), 1182 nucleotides long. RefSeq lists its product as uncharacterized. Bases 307 to 1092 code for a protein of 261 amino acids. The transcript has 8 exons. The record is from RefSeq and is a predicted model, not a curated record. Lineage: Eukaryota; Metazoa; Chordata; Actinopteri; Cyprinodontiformes; Poeciliidae.